CACAGGGCCCGAGAUGAGUGGGAAAGAAGACACAGGAAAGCGCUAUUUCCUAUCUCCCAGGAGCAGGUACUUUUCCUACGUCAGGUCAUUCCGAAAAACACAGCAUCGCUCGGAAAAGGAGAGAGCUUCCCGGACGCAGAAGGAUGUCGCAGUCUGGGCAGGACCGCGCGGAGGUCAGACGCCCACCGAAAGCUGAAUUACGCAGCGUGAUAACUUCUCAGUCUAAUCAACUGAGUCAUGAAGGUGAUGCCAUCAGAGUUUUUGUACGAGUCCGUCCACCUGCAGAGGGCUCGAGAUCAGGAUCAGCGGAUGGAGAACAAAACCUGUGCCUCUCCGUGCUGUCCUCCACCACCCUCCGGCUGCAUUCUAACCCUGAGCCCAAGACCUUCACGUUUGAUUACAUAGCUGACAUGGACACCACUCAGGAGUCUGUGUUCUCGACGGUGGCGAAGAGCAUCGUGGAGUCCUGCAUGAGCGGUUAUAACGGCACCAUCUUCGCCUAUGGGCAGACUGGCUCAGGGAAGACAUUCACCAUGAUGGGACCAUCUGAAUCUGAUAAUUUUUCUCAUAAUUUGAGAGGAGUAAUCCCACGAAGCUUUGAGUAUUUGUUUUCCUUAAUUGAUCGUGAAAGAGAGAAGGCCGGCGCAGGAAAGAGCUUCCUGUGCAAGUGCUCCUUCAUCGAGAUCUACAACGAGCAGAUCUAUGACCUGCUGGACUCUGCGUCGGCGGGGCUGUACCUCCGGGAACACAUCAAGAAGGGGGUCUUUGUCGUGGGUGCGGUGGAGCAGGUGGUCACCUCGGCCGCUGAGGCCUAUCAGGUGUUGUCUGGAGGGUGGAGGAACAGGCGUGUGGCGUCCACAUCCAUGAACAGGGAGUCCUCCAGGUCUCACGCAGUCUUUACGGUCACAGUAGAGUCCAUGCAGAAGAGCAGCGAGGUCGUGAAUAUCCGGACCUCCCAGCUCAACCUGGUGGACCUAGCAGGGUCUGAACGGCAAAAGGAUACCCAUGCAGAAGGGAUGAGGCUGAAGGAAGCAGGCAAUAUAAACCGAUCAUUGAGCUGCCUGGGACAAGUGAUUACUGCUCUGGUUGAUGUGGGCAAUGGAAAACAGAGACAUAUCUGCUACAGAGACUCCAAGCUUACCUUCUUACUGCGGGACUCUCUCGGUGGUAAUGCCAAAACAGCCAUCAUCGCAAAUGUGCAUCCUGGGUCCAGGUGUUUUGGAGAAACACUGUCAACGCUUAAUUUUGCUCAGAGAGCCAAACUGAUUAAAAAUAAGGCGGUGGUGAACGAAGACACCCAGGGAAACGUGAGCCAGCUCCAAGCCGAAGUGAAGAGGCUCCGAGAACAACUGGCCCAGCUCGCUUCUGGGCAGGGGCCCCAGGACAGCUUCCUGCCCGGAGAGAAGAGUAAAUACAAGGAGUGUUUCCUGGAGGCAAUGUUACGCUUUAAGAAAUCCGAACAGGAAAAGAAGUCUCUGGUAGAAAAAAUUACCCAAUCAGAAGAUCUCAUCCUCAAAAAGGAAAAGUUUAUUCAGUCUUAUAAAAUGAUUGUGAAACUGCGAGAGGCGUACAUCAUGCGCCUGGAGAAGCUUCUGAAGGAGCCCCCGGGCAGCUUCCUGGCUGAGGAGCAGGAUCGCCUGCUCUCAGAACUGAGGGCUGAGGUCCAGAUGCUGCGGGAGCAGAUAGAGCACCACCCCAGAGUUGCAAAGUAUGCCAUGGAAAACCACUCCCUCCGAGAGGAAAACAGAAGACUGAGGUUACUAGAACCUGUAAAGAGAGCCCAUGAAAUGGAUGCCCAGACCAUUGCCAAACUAGAAAAAGCUUUCUCCGAAGCGUCUGACACAGAGAAAGACAACAAAGGUCAUCCAGAAUUUUCUCCCACAGCUCUGAGACAGCCAAGCUCAUUCACAAAUGUUGAGAAGCUGAAAGCACAGCUCCUGCAAGUUCAGACAGAGCUGAAUAAUUCAAAGCAAGAAUGUGAAGAAUUCAAAGAACUGACUCGGAAGAAGCAGCUAGAAUCAGAAUCUGAGAUUCAGUCUUUGCGAAAAGCAAACCUUAAUCUUGAAAACCUUUUAGAAGCAACAAAAGCCUGCAAGCGGCAAGAGGUUUCUCAGCUGAAUAAAAUUCACGCUGAGACCCUUAAGAUUAUAACUACACCAACCAAGGCUUAUCAACUUCGUUCUCGAUUAGUACCAAAAUUAAGCCCUGAAAUAGGGAACUUUAGCUCUACACGCACUCAGAAUUGCAGCAAAUUAGAUAAUGAUAUAUUAAAUGAGCCUGUGCCCCCCGAGAUGAGUGAACAAGCUUUCGAGGCCAUUUCUGAAGAGCUUAGAACAGUGCAGGAGCAAAUGAGUGCUCUUCAGGUGAAAUUGGAUGAAGAAAGUCAUAAAAAUCUAAAACUUAAGCAGCAUGUUGACAGACUGGAACACCAUUCUACGCAGAUGCAGGAGCUUUUCUCGUCUGAAAGAACUAAUUGGACCAACCAGCAGCAAGAGCAUCUCUUACAGCUCAGUAUCCUUGAGAAGCAGUUUCAAGACUCACAGACGGAGAAUGACCUCUUGAAAAGUGAGGUACGUGACCUGCGACUGGUCCUUCACUCUGCUGACAAGGAGCUGUCUGCUGUGAAACUGGAGUAUGGUUCCUUCCGAGACAGCCAGGAGAGAGAGUUGGGCCAGCUGUCGGAGCGGCACCUGCACACACAGCUGCAGCUGGACAGUGUCAGAUUAGAAAAUGAAAAACUUCUUGAAAGCCAAGCCUGCCUUCAGGAUUCCUAUGACAACUUACAAGAAGUGAUGAAGUUUGAAGUUGACCAACUUUCAAGAAGCCUCCAAAACUACAAGAAAGAAAAUGAAACUGUGAAGUGUGAUCUGAGUCGUUUGAUGGAGCUUUAUGAAGCAGAAAAAGAACGCAACAACAGAUUGUCAUUACAGUUUGAAGAAGAUAAAGAAAACAGUUCUAAAGAAAUCUUGAAAGUUCUUGAGGCUGCUCGUCAGGAGAAACAGAAGGAGAUGGCCAAGUCUGAGCAUCAGAUGGCAGAAAUACAGAAACUAGAAGAGAGUUUGCUUGCUGCUGAAAAGGUGACCAGUUCUCUGGAAAAGUCUCGAGAUGCUGAUAAGGAAGUUAUAGCUGACCUCACAGGCCAGAUCCAGGAGCUCAGAGCGUCAGUGUGUGAGAAAGCGGAAACCAUCAGCACCCUGAGGGAAGAGCUGGAGGACAUGAGCUGCAAAUACAGCUCUGCUUUGGCAGACACUGAAGAAAACCAAGUGUUGAUCCAGAGGCAGGAAGUGGAAAUUCUGGAGCUGAAAGAAACCAUUAGGCUGCGAAAACUGUCUGACGACAUCGAGAGGGACAUGCUCUGUGAGGAUCUGGCUCAUGCCACCGAGCAGCUGAACAUGCUCACGGAGGCCUCCACCAAGCACUCAGGGCUGCUGCAGUCCGCCCAGGAGGAGCUGGCCAGGAAGGAGGCCCUGGUCCAGGAACUUCAGCACGAGCUACACCGAAAGAAAGAGGAAGUGGAACAGAAGAAGAAUGAAUAUAAUUUCAAAAUGAGGGAGCUAGAACAUGUGAUGAGUUCAGCUGCUGAGUACCCCCAGAGUCCUAAAACACCACCUCACUUUCAAACACAUUUGGCAAAACUGCUGGAAACACAAGAACAGGAGAUAGAAGACGGAAGAGCCUCAAAGACCUUCUUGCAACAGCUUGUAACAAAGCUAAAUGAAGACAGAGAAGUCAAAAAUGCUGAAAUCAUCAGAAUGAAGGAGCACUUGUGUGAGAUGGAAAAGCUGCGCCUGGAGAACCAGCAGCUCAGAGAGAAAAACUGGCUGCUGCAAGGUCAGCUGGAUGACAGUGACAGACAGAAGGACCGCAGCGACCGGGAUCAUCUGGAGAAUCAGCAGCUGAAGAAUGAACAAGAAGAAGAGAUUAUGAGAGAAAGACUCGCUAAAAGUAGAAUGGCUGAAGAAAUGCAGAAAAUGAAAACAGAUCUGAGAGAAGUCCAGAGUGCUCUUCACAGCAGAGAGAUGGACUGCCUCAGAAUGGCUGAGGAAGUGGAGCGAACACAAACACUGGAGGCUAAAGCAUUCCAGGAAAAGGAACAGCUGAGAUCGAAGCUGGAAGAGAUGUAUGAAGAAAGAGAGAGAAACUUGCAGGAGAUGGAGAUGUUAAGGGGGCAGGUGGAGUUCCUCACAGAGGAAAACGGCAAGCUGGCAGGGCAUCAGAACCUGCAGCAGAAGAUCCAUUAUGUGAUACGCCUGAAGAAGGAGAUGGAAAAGUUGCGUGCUGAAAAUGUAGUUUUAAAAGAAAAGAAAAAGACUGAAUCAUAAGGAUCCUGGUUAACUCUGUAGGAAUCACCUUGCUUGGAGAUGUUUUUCACUCCCUCUCUCAGAAGUAAGACCUACUCUCGCUGAUGCGGCAGAGUGAAGUUGAGGCGCUCAAUAGUGAACUGUGUACGUGGGGCUUGGCACGUGCCCUCUGACAGUCAGUAGUGUGCUGCCAGUGGCUGCCAUCCCAUUUCCAGGGUUCACAUCAGUUGUAAAUAUGAGAAAAUCUUUUUGUCUGCUAAAAUUAAAGGCCUGUAGCUAAGGUCUGUAGUGGAUAUUAGUCAGAUCAUUUUUUCCUUAAAUAAUCUCCUUUGAUUCUCAUGGUGCUAACGAUAUGUGGUGGCCCCAGAACGUGGGAGUGAGUUUGAUGGCGGAAUUUGUAGCACACUUGUUAAUACGAUAAUUUUUUUUUUUUAAUACGAUAAUUUUUGUACUUCUGGUUUGGUUUUUCAGUGCUGGGGAGCCAACUCAGGGCCUCACACAUAGCAGGCAAGCACUCUACCUCUGAGCUGCCCCCCAGCUCCAUAUUUUUGUAUUCAGUAUUUUCAUGAGCAUUUUCUACAACUGUAAAUAUGGCUAUUUUUUAAAAAUAAAAUCUUCGUUAAAUAAUUAAUAAA
This is a messenger RNA of Chinchilla lanigera (long-tailed chinchilla), 4936 nucleotides long. RefSeq names its product kinesin family member 15 (gene Kif15). Bases 144 to 4322 code for a protein of 1392 amino acids. Gene Ontology annotation, molecular function: microtubule binding; ATP binding; microtubule motor activity. The transcript is spliced from 35 exons. The record is from RefSeq and is a predicted model, not a curated record. NCBI's taxonomy places the organism in Eukaryota, Metazoa, Chordata, Mammalia, Rodentia, Chinchillidae. Gene Ontology annotation, biological process: microtubule-based movement.